Molecule: messenger RNA, 952 nt
Organism: Silurus meridionalis
Lineage: Eukaryota; Metazoa; Chordata; Actinopteri; Siluriformes; Siluridae
Gene: figla
Product: folliculogenesis specific bHLH transcription factor
Exons: 5
Coding region: 102-710 (202 amino acids)
Biological process (GO): regulation of transcription by RNA polymerase II; developmental process
Molecular function (GO): RNA polymerase II transcription regulatory region sequence-specific DNA binding; DNA-binding transcription factor activity, RNA polymerase II-specific; protein dimerization activity
Source: RefSeq, a predicted model, not a curated record
AAGGCUGGCGGAAGUGGUGUGUUUUGGUAUGGCUUUAUAUUUUUGUGCGUAAAUGUAUAGUUUUGUUUUGUUUUGUUGUUCAGAGCCUGAAGAGGGAGGUGAUGGGGGGAUUAAUGAAAGUGCCUGAGCGAGAGAUGAUGGGCGACAUUUUGCUGCACGAGAGCACCGAGCCGUCGCUUCCGGUGCACGUAAAUAUCGGAAAGUUGCUGAGGACGGAGGAUGGACAGUACAUGGACAUGGAGGAUAGAGACGAUGCUACAAAGAAGAGACAGAUAGCCAACGCCAAAGAGCGGCUCCGGGUGCGUAGUCUGAACAGCAUGUUCUCUUACCUGAGGCGGAUCGUACCGGUGAUGCCACGAGACCGCAAACCCAGUAAAGUGGACAUGCUGAAGGCCGCCACCGAGUACAUCCGACUGUUGACCUCCGUCCUCAGCGACACCUCAGCACAUAGUGAUGAAGCUUCGAGCGAGCUGUUGGAGAGCAUGAGCUACAGCUAUUCACCCUCUGAUGAUCGGUGUGCUGAUUUGUGGAAUGUGGAUGAGGUGCUCGACUCUCUGACCAGCCAGUCUUUAUCAGUCACCUCUCCAUCAGCCGCUGUUGCAGCAGAAGCGGAUGAGAUGGACAUGAGCAACAUGGCGGUGCAGUGCACAGUCCCUGUCUACAUCAUACAGGUCGGCUCUGACCACACACUGGUCUGUCAGACGAGAUGAGGAGGACGCCGCCUCGUCUUCCACAGAUCAUUACACUGAAGAAUGAAUAUAAUCUUGGAUAAAGAGGGAUUGUGUAAUUAUUAGUUUAUUUUUAUUUAAAAAAGCAAAUUGAUUUCACAUCUGAAACUGGCAAGUUUUUUUGUUGUAAUUGUUAUAUUGUAAUUUUCUCUGUUUAAGUAUAUUUUGAAAGUGUGUUUUGUUUUUUGUAUGAGCACUUACUAUUAAAAUAUGUCAGCACACGG